Molecule: messenger RNA, 3400 nt
Organism: Sorghum bicolor (sorghum)
Lineage: Eukaryota; Viridiplantae; Streptophyta; Magnoliopsida; Poales; Poaceae
Exons: 21
Coding region: 538-3033 (831 amino acids)
Source: RefSeq, a predicted model, not a curated record
UUUCUUUCUCCCUUUCACUCUGCGCGCGCGCUCUCUCUCUCUAGUGGCGACUGGCGACGACUAGGCGUCGUGGGCGACCGCCGCGCCUCCCUACGCCAAGUGCCGAGGUCUCCGUCGGGCCCUUCGCCGGCGACGAGCACCCACCAGUUGUGUGAUUUCUCACCGCUUGCUCGCGAUGCUGCAAUGGAUGGGCGGUUCGAGGAGGAAGGUGUACGCCGUGAGUAUCCACAUUUCUACCUUAGAUUUGUGUUAUACUUCACGGUUCACGGCACUUAAAUCUGGUCCAGGAAGUCAACACAGAGCAGACAGAGGCAGUACUUCGAACAAAAGCGACGGCAACAGCAGCGACCAGAGCUGCAGUAUCAGGAUGGCGUAGCAGGGGAUCAAGCUUCACAUGAUCAACAGCAUCGAUCACUUGAUGUUCGAAACAUCAAUGAUCUGGCAACUCCAAACAAUCAUCAUAAUGGAUCCACAAAUAUAGAGGGAGCUAUUCCACAAGUGGAUUGCACUCUUUCAGACGCUUCUCCUAAAGAGGCGAUGAAGAUGAUCACUUCUUUAUGCAAUAUCAACAUGACGGAAGCAGGCUCUCAACCAAGAUUGUCUUCACCCUUUGGUCAUCAAGAUGUUGCAGCAGCUGUUAAUUAUCAUGAAGAUCCUCUUGGUUGUAAAAUGUCCCCAUCCAUAAACUAUAGCACCAGGCAGAAAAAUCAAAAUCUGGAACUCCAAAGUGAAAUUUCACUCAUUGAUUUGGUCAGUUACGAGGGAUCAAAGAAUACGUCGACCGCACGACCUGUCCAUGAGCCUCAUGUUUCAUUUUCUGUUAAAGGCCUUGGUCAUAUCAAGAUGGAAACGCCUCCGCAUUCACCACGACCAGCCAAAAGGGUUUUACCUUUACCUCCAAAGCCCACGCGGCUCCUACAUAAAGCAAAGCGAUCUAUCCCAUUUGAUGUCACAAAGGCAUUGGAUUCAAUUACCAGUAUCAAGAUGCUGAAGGAGCGAAGACCAUCAGCAAAAAUGGGCAGUAUAUUGGAGGAAACUGACUAUGAAAGGAGGGAACAGUUUAACUGUUAUUUACCGGAUUCAUCUAAGAGCCUUAAUGCUGACCUCUAUGUUGAGGACGAGGACAUGUUUUACGAACCUCAAGCUGAAAAAGAUUGGCAAUCAAAGCAUAAUAGAUCAGAUGGCAAUCUUGCUGAUGAGAAUUAUGAUGGACUCUGGAGGAUAGAUCAGUUUAAUUCAGAGGAUCAUCUUCCUACUCAAAGAGAGAAACAUUUUGAUAUAAGUGACUAUGGAUUUAAAGAUGGAUACUCUCCAGAGCGAAGAAACUCAACAAGAUCUAGCACAGUAUUUGAGAAUACAGGAAUUCCAUCCUCACACGAUCUUUUUUCUGAUCAUUCAUUGAUGGAUGAUGAGGGCACUGAACUUUUCAAGUGGGAAAGGCACCCACCAAGUAAGAAAAUAUCCAACUCAAAUAGCGCUUUUGGUCCUUCUGCUUGGUCUUUUGACAUGGCCGAUGAUUCAGAGAAAAGACGGAGCCCAAUAAGUGAAGAAUCAUGCACAUCUGCUGCAGCGAUGAAGGAUAGAACGUGCAAGAAGCCAUCACCAUCAAUGAAGAAUGAGAUGAACAAGAAUGAUGAGUUUCAUAUAAGAUUGGAUAAGCUGGAUAUUCCAAACAUGGAUGCACCUCUUCAUGGGGGGUCACUAUUUAACAGUCCAGAAAAGUUGGAUAGUAAAGAAACAGCACCUCAGAAGAAACUUGAGACAAAUUACUGGUCACAAGGUGUUACUGGGCAGCCAAGAACUCAAGAACCAAGAUGUCGCUUAUCACUUAACGAGAAAUUUUCCAAUUGGGAUUCUCCUACUUCCCAUUUAAAGAGUACCACUGGACUGACUGAUAAAUCGAGUUGCACAAUGAUGCAAAAGGAUAAAUCUUCUUUCAAUGCUGCUCCAGAUUUGAACCUGUAUCAAACUGUGGAGUCAACUGAAAAGAGGCCUGCUUCAAAAGUUCAUUCUAUUUAUCAUGGACCAGAGAAACCUAUUUUUGAAGAUGAAAUUCACUUGCAGCAGCCUGUUUCAGAUAUGUUUCAUGAUAAAAUUGAAUUAUUGAACCCGUUUCAGACCAAGAAUCUCCACAGUGACAUUGAUAUGAGCACUUUCUUUGGACAGAAGGUGGAGAAGAAGCAAGAAGUUAGAUUUCCAAGUUUCAGCAGUUCAACUGCAGACACCUUCUGUGCAGAGAAAGCAGCAAAUUCUGUAAGACAAUCUGUCGAUCGACACGGUACAUGCUCACAGCCUUCUGGCAGGGAUUCAUUUAGGCAUGGAUUCAGUCCUGGUUUCAAUUUCCAGGAGUCAGAACCAAACACGUUUUGGGCGGAUAGCUAUGUUUGCAAUGACACUUUUCAGGCUGGUCUUGAGUUCAGUGGUGUGCUUGCAAGAAAAGAUAGUGAUAAGAAAGAAGUCGAGAUUGAAGCGUCUGAGAAACCAGAUACUAAGAUAUUGACAGAAACAUGUCAGCUCUCUGCAGUUCACAGGAAUGAGAUUAAUGGGACUGAAACAUGUUCUGAUGUCUCAGAAGCAUUCAAUUGUUCUGAAGCACAGAAGAAAACUUCAGCAGUAGCAACACAAAUUCCUGCAAACUUGAGCUGUCUUCAAGGAACCUCAGCAGAAUUGUUCCAAGUUCGUAAUCAUGUCAUACCUUUAAAGAGGGAAAAGAUAGAUAAUCCUGGUGUUAGCUUUGAUGCUUCGAUGCAUUCAAGAAACAAGAUUCACGAUGUUGGAGAUCAUUCUAAACUAAAUGCUAUGUUCCAGUCUCCCUUCAUUGGAGAGGAGAUGGGGAUUGAGAAGAAGAUCGUAGCGAGCGUGUCACCUGACAACAGUGAUGUUCAGUAUCAGUUUAUGCUUGAACAACGUGUUCUCCGGCGGCUUUGUAUUCAGAAGAUAGUGGUGCCUACACCGAUGAAGGACAAGCUACUUAAGGAUACAAACUUUAGGAUAGUGGAGGAUGGAUCUCAUGUCCUUCCAAAAAGCGUCUAACAGAUUCACAUCAGGGCAUCAGGGGAAGGAAAUGACAAUGUAAGGAAGGAACUCGUGAAAUGCAGGAGCAAGCACUUACAUGCGUCUAAGGAGUUCCUCCGUGUACUUUCCCUCAUUUAAGGGCACCUCGCUCUUUUGUAGUGUCUGUUUGAAAAUACUAAUGUUUUCUUCACCCAUUAUUUUUUUAGUGCUGGUUUUCACCAUAAUCUUGCCUCAUUGUAUGCCCUUGGAAAUAUGGAUUUGCGAAGUACUGGUGGUUAGUGAUUCUGGGAGGGUCGUUAUACAAUGCUAAUCUAUUAGACUUCUUAAUAUUGUAAGGAAAGUUCGUCAAAACUCAAAAGCUACAUAAAUGUAGCAAUCAGAUUCA